CAUAUGUUUGCCUAGGCAAUAAAUUAGCUUUGAUGUACUUGUGUGAUCUUGUGAGUUUACUAGUGUCGCGACAAAACAUUCACCACCACACACUUACAAGCUUCUCUCUCUCUCUCUCUCUCUCUCUCCUCCUAACGGCUUCUUCUCCUUUCGUAUAUAUCUCUUGUGUUUACAUUGCAAUUUUUCUCUACUCCAAAAGCCAACGAGUGGCACAUAUUAGUCCAAACACCUUUUGUGGAUGCUGAGAAAGAUAGUUUUGCACUAGUUGGUUGUGUUUCUUGGCCACUUUUUUAUUUCCUUCUUUUUUUCCUCAACAAUUCAUAGGCGAUUAAUGAGAUAAAAGGACUUAGUUAGUUUGAGAAAAACGCAAAAAAUAUGGCAAUGAUGCUCGGAGGCCAUGGAAGGAGUACUAUCGGAGCUUCGAGCUUAAUCCCGUCGACGUCGUCUUCUUCCUCUCAUUUGACUCAUCAAAAUGCCAAGCCCACUUCCCUACAGAAGCAGAAUAUAGUUAUUAUGAAUAAACUAGUAACGCUCCGCUCAAGUAUUAAUUAUGUUGUUGCCUGCUCUGCUGUCCAAGAAUCCUCUACAUCCACAGCAGUGGCUGCUGAUGCAAAUAAGGAAGUUAAAGCAGCCCCAAAACCAAAGCCAAAAGCUCCGGCGAAAGCUCCGGCGAAGCCGCUACCUCAGAUGAUGGAAGAAGAUGUAAUCCCUUCCCUCAAAUCCAUUCUUGAAGCCCAACAAGAUCUCACUGAUAUUCAGCUUUCUUUCCAAGACAACAGGUUGGAAGGAUCGUUUGUGAAGAAAGGGAAUCCAUAUUCGUUCUGGGCAUUCUUCCCGAAUGGAGUGUUGACAGGUCCAAAAGGCUUUUCACUGUCGUCGUAUGGGUGGGGAGCAAGCACCGUUGAGCCAUUUCUCAUCGAUGAGAAGAAGAUUACAGCAAAGCAUGUCGUUUUCUGGGUCAAGAAGCGUUUGGCUGCUCAAGGAAUCAUUCCCGUCUGGGAGGAUUAAACUCACUCUCAUUCAAGCACGAACAUACAUUCAUUCUACAAUAUCAUCAUGAUCAUAUUCUUAUCUAGUACAGUA
Messenger RNA from Morus notabilis, 1083 nucleotides. RefSeq lists its product as uncharacterized. The coding region runs from base 376 to 1008 and encodes 210 amino acids. The transcript has 4 exons. The record is from RefSeq and is a predicted model, not a curated record. Lineage: Eukaryota; Viridiplantae; Streptophyta; Magnoliopsida; Rosales; Moraceae.